Messenger RNA from Somion occarium, 4018 nucleotides. Lineage: Eukaryota; Fungi; Basidiomycota; Agaricomycetes; Polyporales; Cerrenaceae. The record is from the annotation of a GenBank genome assembly.
CCGAGCGCAUGGUCAGCUUUAAUUAUCGUCUCAUUUAGUACGCUCACCCUCUGCAGAGCGAUAACUUACCAGGAUUUGCGGGAUAGUCUGUCGACGCUCUGUUAUCCUGACAUGAACUAUCUACGUGGUGCCGUCAGCGCAAUCAGCGCACCAUACCAGUAUUACAGAGAUCUCAAUCCCUCGACACUCACAGGCGCCAUAGAUGUGAUUGUUAUUCGAAGACCAAAGGUUUCUGGAGAGACAGAGGACAUUCAAGAUCUCUCCAACCCUCCAGAAGGAGAGACGGAGCUUGUGUGUUCACCAUUCCAUGUUAGAUUCGGGAAAUGGCAGGUUCUGAGGCCUGCGGACAAGAAGGUAGACGUGUUCGUCAACGGGAACCCUGUACCCUUCCCAAUGAAGAUUGGGGAUGCAGGCGAAGCAUUCUUCGUCUUUGAGACCGAUGAGGAUGUCCCUGAUAGUCUUGUCACAAGUCCAGUAUUAGCUGCCACCGAACCUGAAGAAUCUAAUGAGCAGCCUGUCGCUGGAAGGUUUGGUACGAAGGAAGAAGGUCCUUCUACUCCUCCUCAAGGACAACCCGAAAGUUCACAAGAACCCGAAUUCCUUGAUCUCAACGCGUCACCUAAUGCAGACGUGACGAAGCAGGCCUCUGGAGUAUCACAAACUAAACCCAAGCCCGAAGAUCAGGAUGCUAAUGGGCCUAGCUUACUAUCUCACGUAGCGGACGCAAGCCAGACUUCAGUCGCCGCAACUCAUGAGCUGAAAAAGACCGGCAAGGAUGACCUUGAAGAUCACACAUCUCAGGAGACUGCGAAUAAAGCGGAAAAGGAAGAACGUGGCUAUCUUACAAACGGCAUGGCUGCUGUGCGCAACGUCUCUCCUUUGCCUUACCUCGGACAUGGUUCCGACGAAGGCGACAAAGCUCUUCCGGAUGGUGGGCGCAACAAAGUAGAACCUCCAGACGUACGAUAUACUGAUGACAUGGUCUUCGAUAUGGAGGGUUACCACUCUCAUGCUCGAGGUCGCUCUGAUCGAACAGUGAGAAGCAGCGAUCGGCCUUCCCGCUCAAAUUCUAUGGAUUCGAAUCGCACCCACACCCCAGAGCGAACUCCUGGUCCUUCAAGAUCACCCACUCCCGACUUUUCACCGUCAAGUUCAAGUUCAUAUUUAGGCGGACCAGUAAUGUUCCCACCAUUUCGAGCGAACUCAGAACCACCUCCAGAUAUGGAACAGAUGACACUCACCCUUCCCUCUCGUUCGCCUCCAUCAUCUUCUAAUUUACGCCAAUCUGGGACUAGCGACUCGACUGCCUCCACAAGUACUCUCAAAGUUGCAGUAUCCGCCGUAACAGAGGAGUAUUCAUGGGAAUGGGGAAAUUUUCCCCAGAAGACUCCUGUUCGAGCUUCCUUCGGUGCACCUUUGCCUUCUGCGAAGGGAAAAGGUAAAGCACGUAUGCUUCCAAGCCAAGCGGAAGAGGAUGAACUUGAGGAAUGGUCUCGCCGAACUCGAACCAAUUCCAGGUCACGAUUAUCUCAGAUGGUGGUAAACGGAGAUGCUAUGCAAGAGGAUGAUUCGUCGUAUGGGUCUGGAGGUCUGCUGACUGUUGAUCGAAGAGAUCCUACAAGGUUCCGGGUCUUCAUCGAAGGGCGCGCGAUAGAGUUCGAAUUGGGCAUAGUACCACCAGAUGACAGCACGAGUGCGCAUCGUGGUGGUGCGUACCUGACGGGCGAAGAUGAAGUAGAAGACGCACGACGUUUCGAUGCUGGGACGAUUGACUUCCAGCGUUUCCUCGAUGAUGAGAGCGUGGUGACUGACGAAAACCUCGUCUUGCGUUGGACCGGAGACAAGUAUAUUACUCGCAAGGACGGCUCGCCAUUAAUGGAUGCAUUGAAGGUCUGGCGAGAAGGUACCCUCCGCUCAAAGACUGCACAAGUGUCUUCCCGUCCUGUGUCGCCUCGUCGUAGUGACGAUACGGAGUUAACCGAACCUCUGCCACUUGACAGGCGUUCAGACGACAGCUCUGCCGCAACAAGGGAUACGCCCAAGGACUCACAAAGGCCAUCAUUAGAUAGUAGGAAACCGUCAUCUUCAUCGUGGGUACGAUGGUGGAGUCGAAGUCGACUCGAAAUUGAGUCUUCUAGACCGGACCUUAGACCUAUUAGUUCCUCGCCUCCAAGCAUACGAGCUGGAGGUGCGAGUCGACCAGAUAAUAUUCUGAUGCCUGUAAAUCGCGUUCUGUCUGCGGAGUCCUCCCCGUUGCCCAGUACACCGGAGUCUAUCCCCGAACCGCAAGAUGUCACCCCGCUGAAAGAAGCUGAAGCUCCUCCUGCUAGUCCGCGAAAAUGGUUUGCUAAAACAUUGCGAUUGACAUCUGAUCAGCUGAAAUCCCUCGAUCUAAAGUCUGGUGCCAACACUGUUACGUUCUCUCUAUCUGCGACAGGCGUCGCUGCAUGCACCGCUAAACUGUUCGUCUGGGAUUAUACCGAUCAAAUAGUUGUUUCUGACAUUGAUGGUACAAUCACAAAGUCGGAUGCCCUGGGGCAUGUCUUUACUAUGAUUGGUCGCGAUUGGACUCACUCGGGCGUAGCCAAGCUCUACACCGACAUUUGUCGAAAUGGUUACAAGAUCAUGUAUCUCACCUCGCGGGCUAUUGGUCAAGCCGACUCCACAAGGGAUUAUUUGAAGGGCAUCAAGCAGAACGAUUAUCAGCUCCCAGAAGGACCUGUGAUCAUGAGCCCCGACCGUUUGAUGGCUUCCCUUCAUCGUGAGGUGAUCAUGCGGAAGCCUGAGGUGUUCAAGAUGGCUUGUCUACGGGAUAUCCAACGCUUAUUUGGCCCAUACACCAAGCACCCAUUUUAUGCUGGCUUUGGCAAUCGGAUAACGGAUGCUCUGUCGUAUCGCAGUGUCAAUAUCCCGAGCUCAAGAAUUUUCACCAUCGAUUCCACAGGCGAGGUAAAGAUGGAAUUGCUCGAGUUGGCUGGGUACAAAUCAUCGUACAUUCACAUGACCGAUCUCGUUGACCAAAUGUUCCCUCCCAUUAAUCGCAAGUGGCAAUCCGACUACACCGAUUUCAAUUAUUGGAAGGCACCCGUCCAAGACUUCCCAUUACCAGAUUUCAGUCCGCCGUCCCCAGCACUUAGCGCCCGUUCUGAUACUUCUACUCAGAGCGCCCUUACUCGACUUCGUAAUUUCAGCCUCGUAGGAAGCAGACAGUCAAAUAAUAUGAAGCAAUUCUCAGUAUCUUCGGAACAUGUCUCUCGUCAGAACACUGGGGACAGUCGGAGGGAUGCUCAUUUGCGACAAAUGUCAUCACUCGAGCGGUUGAGCAGUACGCUUGUGAGCCUCACACAGUCAUCGUCUUCCACGGCCGCCAGUCCUCGUUCGACGACUCCGACCUACGUCGAUUCUGGGUCGGACGAGGAGGAGGAAUACGACGAUGAGCUGGAGAAAGGUCGGCAUCGACGACGACGGACACGAAGUAUCAGCAGUAUGCCGGGUUCUCUCCCAGGAUCAACGGGAUCUGAUGACGAAAUGCAAUUCGAAGUCAAUGGAGAGGGCUCUGGUGAUGAAGAAUAUCCGUUCGAAGGCGCAGAACCCCCAGAAGAUACAUUCGAUGAAGAUCUGUUCGCUGCCGGGGAGAUGAAGGAUGUUCCUUUCCUAUGAGAUAAUCUAGUGUAUCCCCAUGCAGGUGGUUUGCAGGAGGUGCUCCUGCCAUCUGGACGUUGUUGCUUUUGAUGUUGUGUUGAUUGGCUGUUCAGGCUAACACUGCUUGAUCAUUGCUUCAAUGGAAAGCGAUCAUUUUGCCUUCAGUUAUCGUUUUGGCCUCGGGGUCAAACCCUUCACAAAUCGCAACUCGCAAGAACGCUUAAAAUUUCCGACUCGUUUGUCCGAUGGAUUCUUUACCUAGAUACUACAAGUAUCCUCGGCCCGAUAUCACAGAAAACGUGUGGGACAUCGAUGCAUAUGACCAUCGUGCAAGGCGAUUUUCCAAUCUUUGGCUGUGGCUAUCCCUUUCGAAUGU